AUGAUUCUAGAGGUGCUACCAGGACAGUCUGUGCUUGUCUGUAAAGGAAAAUGCAGCAGCAAGAAUGAAAACUAUCAACCAGGAUACAUUGGUGUUUCCCUCUUCCACUCCAUGCUGUCAGGAUGCUUUUCAGGAGACAGUGACCAUUUCUUGGCAAUUCAUCAGAGAAAAAGCAGGAAGCCAAUAUUUAUUUAUCAUCAUGUGCAGACCAUCGAGAAAAGUUUGGAUUCCAGUGAUGCUUAUAGGUACCAUUCCCAUGCAAAAAUCAGCAAGCUGCACCCAGCCAUCAUAGUCAAAUCAGCAUUCUCUAUACCUGCACAUGACCCAUCGCUCGAUCUCCUAGUUAUGACUGAUGAGGACCAGGAAGUAGAAAAUCUAGCCAUCCCAGCAGCCAAUGUGAUCACUGUGACUUUGCAAAUGGAUGUAAACAAGCUGAAUAUCACGUUGCUUCGGAUUUUCCGCCAGGGAGUGGCAGCAGCUUUAGGACUGCUGCCGCAGCAAGUGCACAUCAACAGACUCAUUGGCAAGAAGAACUGUGUUGAGCUCUUUGUAUCACCAGUAAAUCGGAAAGGAAUUUCUGAUACCCUGCCAUCAGAUGAAGUCCUGAGGUCUCUGAAUAUCCAUGUUCUACACCAAAGUUUAUCCCAGUUUGGAAUUACAAAAGUCUCCCCAGAGAAAAAUGUGUUGCAAGGCAAGCACGAAUCGGGUAAACUCUGGAGCAAAGAAGGAUUUUAUGCUGUCAUCAUAUUUCUCAGCAUCUUCGUCAUUAUUGUGACAUGUCUGAUGAUUCUGUACCGACUGAAAGAGAAAAUACAAUUCUCAGUGAGACAAGAUAAGAACAAAAAACAGGAAAUACACCUUUCAGCCAUCCCUCUGCAGAGAGCUCAAUCUGAGUACAAAACAGCAAACAGGAUGGUCCAGCCUGAACAGGCUCCCAAAGCUGUAAAUGUUGUAGUAGAUCCUCAAGGACAAUGUGCUCCUGAGAUCAAGCCCACCCUUUCUGCCAGUCCAUCACCUUUCAAAAUGAAACCAGUGGGACUUCAAGAAAGACGAGGAUCUAACGUCUCACUAACCUUAGAUAUGAGCAGCCUAGGAAGCAUUGAACCCUUUGUUGCUGUGCCAACACCAAGAGAAAAAGUAGCCAUGGAGUACCUGCAGUCAGCUAGUCGGAUCCUGACGAGGCAGCAGUUAAAAGAAACAGUUGCAAGUUCUCAUUUGCUUCAGACAGAAUUCAUGGAGAUACCCAUGAAUUUUGUAGAUCCUAAAGAAAUUGACAUCCCAAGUCAUGGAACUAAAAAUCGCUAUAAGACCAUUCUUCCAAAUCCUGUAAGCAGAGUCUGUCUGAAACCAAAAAAUCCUGGGGAUGCUUUGAGUACCUACAUAAAUGCAAACUACAUCAAGGGAUAUGGUGGCCAAGAGAAGGCUUUCAUUGCAACCCAGGGACCUAUGAUUAAUACCGUGAAUGAUUUCUGGCUGAUGGUAUGGCAAGAAGACAGUCCUGUUAUUGUUAUGAUCACAAAGCUGAAAGAGAAAAAUGAGAAAUGUGUACUGUACUGGCCUGAGAAGAGAGGAAUAUAUGGAAAAGUGGAAGUACUGGUCAACAGUGUGCAAGAAUGUAAGAAUUACACUAUCCGCAACUUGACAUUAAAGCAAGGGACCCAGUCAAGACAGGUCAAACAUUACUGGUAUACCUCCUGGCCAGACCACAAAACUCCAGAUAGUGCUCAACCGCUUCUGCAGCUCAUGUUGGACGUGGAAGAGGACAGGGUGGCAUCAGUUGGCAGAGGACCGGUCAUUGUGCACUGCAGUGCUGGAAUAGGAAGAACUGGAUGUUUUAUUGCUACUGCUAUUGGUUGUUAUCAGUUGAAGAAAGAAGGAGUUGUUGAUGCAUUAAGCAUCGUCUGUCAACUGCGUUUAGACAGAGGUGGGAUGGUCCAAACAAGUGAACAGUAUGAAUUUGUGCAUCACGCAUUGACCCUGUAUGAAAGCAGGCUCUCAGCUGAAGCCGUUCAAUGAAAGCGAGGAAGAAGAAGCAAAUACAUCAAUCUCUCUUGAGGUAAACUGUUCCAUUACCUACCAGCAACUUCUUCAAGGAGUUUACAGCCGUGGAAGGAGAGGCAUUGAAGCUAGCUAAUAAAAGGUUGAAGUCUUUUUAAGUAACAAAAGCAUACAAGAUUGAUGGACCCUUGUCUUGAAUGUAUUGUGAGUUCCCUGAAACAGUUUUAAUGAAGGUUAAUGUACUGAUGUUACAUUUGGAUUUCAUAUAUAACUUAUGGAGGAUUUCUUUCUGUAUUAAUGGGAUCUGCCACACGGAAUGUAUGUAAUGUAUGUAUGUAUAUUCUGUAACAGCUGGACAUGGGGAAAUUCCACUGAAGUAAUGUGUAUAAAUGCUUUGACGUUUGCAGUCUGUCUUGUGAAUAGGCUGUCAGGUGUUCAACUGUACCUGUUAAGUGCUAUUACCUAUUAUGUGGUAAAUGUAAUUCAGAUCCACUUAGGAUGCUUGCCGCUAAACAUGGGAAGUGAUCAAUUCUGGGUUUGAACAAAAAUGAAAUAAAACAAA
Molecule: messenger RNA, 2560 nt
Organism: Varanus komodoensis (Komodo dragon)
Lineage: Eukaryota; Metazoa; Chordata; Lepidosauria; Squamata; Varanidae
Gene: PTPRR
Product: protein tyrosine phosphatase receptor type R
Exons: 14
Coding region: 1-2016 (671 amino acids)
Biological process (GO): protein dephosphorylation
Molecular function (GO): protein tyrosine phosphatase activity
Source: RefSeq, a predicted model, not a curated record